ACACAGUAGUUUUUACAAAAUGGCGACUGUUGUUGUUUUUCCGUAGAGUCGGUCAAAAAAACGCGUAUAAUCCUUAUUAUUACGGCACAGUUUAGCAAAAAACAUCUUAGAUUUUGUGUCCCUGAAAGACACCGCGGCGUCACGUGAGAUGAAAGGAAAGGACCGGUCGCCCAUUAAAAAGCGCUCACGGGCCUUGGACGAGAUCCGAGACCGGGGAGGAUGCCACCUAAGCAGCAAGAAAAUGGGGGUCGGCUCGGUCUCCGGCGGCAGCAAUAACGGCACCAGCACAGCUAAAGGCGACGGUGGCUCAACCAGAAGAAGUUUAAUGGGUGAAAAACGAGACAGAGACUUUGAUGGCCACGGCCGGGUUGGUAAUAAUCAUGGCUGCCCGGCGGGCGCUAGCUCCGGAGCUAAAAACCACAACCUGAGCCUCUCGCUCGAUUUGACCGCCCCACGGAGCGCCUCGAGGGGCGAGCAGCGGGUCCAGGCGCCCGGCGCCGAGAGUGAGUACAAAACUCUCAAAAUAAGCGACCUAGGCUCCCAGCUCAGCGACGAAGACAUCGAGGACGGACUAUUUCACGAGUUUAAGAAAUUUGGAGACGUCAGCAUUAAGAUUAGCCGUAGCAACGAGGAACGUAUAGCAUUUGUCAAUUUCAGAAAACCUGAGGACGCACGCGCUGCUAAGCACGCGCGUGGACGUCUGGUUCUUUAUGAUCGUCCUCUGAAGAUCGAGCCCGUGUACAUUAACAGGAGGAGAAGCCGUUCCCCGGUGGAGAGAGAGCUGUAUGCAGCAGCGCCAGGCCACAGACACAUGCAGAGGCCGCUGUCGCCCACGGGCCUCGGGUACAGGGACUACCGCCUGCAGCAGCUCGCUCUUGGACGCCUACCCCCGCCGCCGCCCCUGCCCCGGGAACUGGACCGGGACCGAGAGUUCGCCCUGCUUGAGGCCAGAGCACGCCCCGCUUUUGUCCCAGAGAGAGCCACUUUUCGUGAGGAGGACUUUAUAUCUCCAGAGGAUGACCAAAGGGCCAACAGGACGUUGUUUUUAGGGAACCUGGACAUUACCAUUACUGAGCCAGACAUAAGGAGGGCUUUUGACCGGUUCGGGGUCAUCACAGAAGUGGACAUUAAAAGGCCCAGUCGGGGCCAAACCAGCACAUAUGGAUUUUUGAAAUUUGAGAACCUUGACAUGGCUCAUCGUGCUAAACUUAGUAUGUCUGGCAAGAUAGUAGGUCGUAACCCUAUAAAGAUAGGCUAUGGGAAAGCCACCCCCUCCACUCGCCUCUGGGUGGGUGGACUUGGACCCUGGGUGCCUGUAGCUGCCUUGGCCAGAGAGUUUGAUCGCUUUGGCACCAUAAGGACCAUUGACUAUAGAAAAGGGGACUCUUGGGCCUACAUCCAAUAUGAAAGCUUAGAUGCUGCACAGGCUGCAUGCACACACAUGAGGGGCUUCCCUUUGGGGGGUCAUGACAGAAGACUGAGAGUAGACUUUGCUGAAACUGAGCAUCGUUACCAACAGCAGUUCUUGCAGCCUCUCCCUAUACCCCCCUUUGACAUGGUAGCAGAGUCCUUUGUGCACAGGGCCACUGCGGAGCCCUUCAGGGUCCGAGAACGAACUCCUCCGCCUGUCCACUUCAGAGAAAGGGAACUGUUUCCUGCCAAUGACUGGCCCAACCCUGCCUUUCGGGAGCGGGUCAGAGCCUCGCCCUUUGAACCGUUGGAACACUUGGACCGUGAGCGGAGAGCACGGGAGUCCUGGUCUUUGGAGAGGGAGCUGCAAAGUCGUGAACAAAGCAGGAAGCGGCGCACUAUGGAGGACGGGCGGCAUUUAGAUCAUUCUCCUGACAGCACUGAAAGGACAGCAAGGCGCAGACGUGCCUCUCCAGAGGGCAGCCCAGGGGGCAGCAGCAGAGACGGGGGGCGCUUCAGUGACUCGGAGCGCCCUCUACGGCCCGACAGACCCUCUCCAGCUCGAGAGUGCCACAGCAGCCUGGAGCGGGUCGGGGCCGAGCGGAGACUCAAAGGCCAGAGUGUCUCUGAGAAGUCGUCUGGCAGUGCGGCUCCUGUCGAACGCAAACGUAAAUCUGGUGAGAGCAGCAAAGGCUCUGCUAAGCGUGAGCGCAUGGACAACUCCAAGAGCCAGCUCUCCAAACAGGACAGCAAACAGAGUCCUGUGUGGAGCGGCAUGCUGCUGCUCAAGAACAGCCACUUCCCUGCCCACAUGCACCUCCUGGAGGGGGACCACAGCGUGCCCACCGACCUACUCCUGGACGCCUCUGCACGACCGCUGAGCGAGCUGAAGAUCACCCAGCGUCUACGUCUGGACCAGCCCAAACUGGAUGAGGUCUCCCGUCGGAUCAAGGUGGCAGGACCCGGAGGAUAUGCCAUUCUGUUAGCAGUGCCCGGGACCACGGAGGAGUCCACCUCUGAUGCUGCAUCAACUCAACGGCCACUUCGAAACCUGGUGUCCUACCUCAACCAAAAGCAGGCUGCUGGGGUCAUCAGCCUGCCUGUAGGGGGCAGCAGAGAGAAGGACAGCACAGGGGUCCUUCAUGCUUUCCCUCCCUGUGAAUUCUCCAAGCAGUUCCUGGAUUCCUCUGCUAAAGCUUUGGCUAAAAGUGAAGAGGACUAUUUAGUAAUGAUUGUGGUCCGAGGAGCAUCUUAAAAAAAAAAAAGAAAAAAGACCACACUAAUUUGAAGUUGUUAACUAUUGCAUGCUGUGUGAUCUGCAUUAUGGGGUACACUAGUACUUGAUUUUCCAGUGUGUUUGUUGCCAUGGCACCUAAGUUUAAGUAUUUUCCCCAAAGAUUGUGUGUUUAAAUUUCAUUGGCAGAACAAAUUUAAAAGUGAGUUGUUUCACAUUUACACUGAGUUUCAAGGUAAAAGGCAAGUCUGAUUUUCUCUCAUGUCAAUAGCUAAAUAUUUUGGUUUCAUGCAACAUUAAAAUCCUCAUCACUUUAAAUGACAAUGCUGCUUGAAAAAAACAUUACAUUGGAGACAGCAGUCUAAAUUGAUAUUGAUCUGAAUUAAUCUGGUUAAAGAAUAACAAAUACCUGUAGCAUAUAAGAAACAGGACAUGUUUUUCUUGUGUUUGGAUGUGGCUUUGAGGUCAAAUGAAAAGUUCCAUAGAAAUGUGUAGUCUAAUUACUAAAAAGGUUACAAUUUCUGCAGUUUUUGGUCAAAGUGUUUUGCAUACGUUUGUUUUCUGUUCAAAUGAAUGUUCUUAACUAAACUAAACACAGAGUAGAGGAUGGACACUUGCUCCUGGUAACACUAGACUGUGGGAUCUUUGACCAGGUUGCAGACUAUAAAACACUACACCAGACAAAGUACUAACUAUUGUUUAAUCUGUACAGCCGAACUCCUGAUGUGGUUGUGGAAUGUGAUAAAAACUACAGUAGUGACUGAUUCACAUCUGAGGAGUGUGUGUUCAUGUUCUGACAGUCCUUUUAUUUCAGGUUUUCAAUCAUCAAUAUUUACUAUCAGUAAAAUGUCUGCAAAGUAACCAAUCCCUGCUAAUUGGCCAGCACCUUUGGCUCAGUUUGAUAUUUUUGGAGACAUUUUUUAUGUUUAAAUUUUAUUUGUAUAAAAUCGGACAGUGUUACACUUGCCUGUCCUUUCCCCUGGCCUAUUGCAGUGGUUGGUUACAUCCUUGUUUAUCAAGCCUCACAGUCUGGCCUUUGUUUUGAGUUGUUUUGAUUUUAUCUGUCCUGAAGACGUUGAUGUGAACGUGCUCCAUGUGCAGCUCCUCUCUGGACUCAGGGGAGUCCUGACUGAGGCUCCUGACUGAGGCCUAGUGUGUGUUUGUUUCUGCUCACGGCCCUCUACAUCUCACAUGAGCUCUGUUUAAAUGGAAAAGUCAGCACUGUACCUUUUGAUCUCAUGGGAAAGGAAGCCUAUAGACCUGCAGCUGUUCUGCAAGUACACCUGGCACUUUCUGUGACCCAUUAUCAAUAAAUUGUUCAUGUGAAGGAAACAUGUUUCUUCGAUGGAUGUGAUUGAAGAAA
Messenger RNA from Periophthalmus magnuspinnatus, 4007 nucleotides. RefSeq names its product RNA binding motif protein 15 (gene rbm15). Gene Ontology annotation, biological process: regulation of alternative mRNA splicing, via spliceosome. The transcript has a single exon. The record is from RefSeq and is a predicted model, not a curated record. Gene Ontology annotation, cellular component: nucleus. Gene Ontology annotation, molecular function: mRNA binding. The coding region runs from base 149 to 2665 and encodes 838 amino acids. NCBI's taxonomy places the organism in Eukaryota, Metazoa, Chordata, Actinopteri, Gobiiformes, Gobiidae.